AUGCAAAUGAGCGCGCGCCUCCUGCAUAAAGUCCGAGAGGAACUUCAGCUCAUCGAAAACACUGCAUCUGAUUGGAGAAGUAGAGAACAAGGCCCCGACUUCCCCCACAAAGACGCAUUUACUGUGACCGUGCUAUCCGUUUUGAAAUGCAUCUUACAUGUUCUUCCCAUCACAUCAGAUAGUUGUGGGUACACAUCUGCCUCUGAGAGUGAUGAUGUCGCUGAUGACAGUGAAGGAGAAUCCGGUGCGCGCCGCCGCGCCAGAACCAAGUUCACCUCCGAGCAGGUCGCGCGCCUGGAGAAGAGCUUCAGCAAACACAAAUAUCUCGGAGCGACUCAGAGACGCAAGAUAGCAGAGAAGCUGCAUCUGUCUGAAACACAGGUGAAAACAUGGUUCCAGAACAGACGGAUGAAGCUGAAGCGGGAAGUUCAGGACAUGCGCGCUGCCGAGUUUCUUGUGCCGACAUUUCUUCCACCUGUGACGUCAUUUCAGCACCACGCCACGAGCGGACAGCGCGCGCGCCUGUAUUACCCCGCGCGUGCACUGCAGCAGCGCGUCCACCCGGUGCUGUUCGCGCCCUGUUACUUUUAAACAUUUUCUUUGAUUUUAAAUGAUCUGAUCUGUAAUCUAGAAUCUAG
Molecule: messenger RNA, 638 nt
Organism: Rhinichthys klamathensis goyatoka
Lineage: Eukaryota; Metazoa; Chordata; Actinopteri; Cypriniformes; Leuciscidae
Gene: ventx
Product: ventral expressed homeobox
Exons: 4
Coding region: 1-591 (196 amino acids)
Biological process (GO): regulation of DNA-templated transcription
Molecular function (GO): DNA binding; DNA-binding transcription factor activity, RNA polymerase II-specific
Source: RefSeq, a predicted model, not a curated record